Molecule: messenger RNA, 382 nt
Organism: Staurois parvus
Lineage: Eukaryota; Metazoa; Chordata; Amphibia; Anura; Ranidae
Source: the annotation of a GenBank genome assembly
CAUCUGUGCCCAGAAGUGCCCACCAGUGUCACCCAGCAGUGCCACACACCUGUGCCCAGAAGUGCUACCUAUCUGUGCCCAGCAGUGCCACCCACCAGUGCCCAUCAGUGCAGCCCAGCAGUGCUGCCAGUCAUUGCCACCAGUCAGUGCCCAUUGCACCAGUCAAUGCCUAGCAGUGCCGCCAGUCGGUGCCCAGCAGUGAUGCCAGUCAGUGCCACCUAUCAGUGCCGCCUAUCCGUGCCACCUCAUUAGUGCUGCCUAUCAGUGCCCUCCAGUGCUGUCUAUCAGUGCCCAUCAGUGCUGCCUAUCAGUGCCGCUUAUCAUUGCCCAUCAGUGCUGCCUCAUCAACACACAUCAGUGAAGGAGAAAAAUUACCUGUUUG